Messenger RNA from Strongylocentrotus purpuratus (purple sea urchin), 4100 nucleotides. It is a transcript of the gene tex11, whose product is annotated as testis-expressed protein 11-like. NCBI's taxonomy places the organism in Eukaryota, Metazoa, Echinodermata, Echinoidea, Camarodonta, Strongylocentrotidae. Gene Ontology annotation, molecular function: protein binding. The transcript is spliced from 27 exons. The coding region runs from base 480 to 2795 and encodes 771 amino acids. The record is from RefSeq and is a predicted model, not a curated record. Gene Ontology annotation, cellular component: central element. Gene Ontology annotation, biological process: synaptonemal complex assembly; meiotic cell cycle; male meiosis chromosome segregation.
GUGGGGUUGUAUGUUAUCCUUUAUUUUCUUCAUACUCCUUAACCGUUAUUGUGUAGAAUGUCUGGUAAAGUUUUUUUUGGGUUGAUUUCAUACAUUCUAGCAUUCUAGCAAUACACAAAUUAUAUAUUCCAGGUGAUUGGUACACUUUAAUUAAUGACUUUGUUCUACAAACCAGGUAUUAUUCAGAAUGCAAACCUUACACGCUGCAAGGAAUUGUCCAUUUAUUUUUAAUUAAUUAUUGUAAGUUAAUUCUAAGCAUUCUACUUCUAUACAAAUUGUUUUAAUUUGUAAUACCCAUUGUUGACAUUAUUCAUGUAAUUUUUGCAGAUGGCAAGCAAGGCUGCAAGUGCAUGGAUAGAUUGCAGUCAGUGGUCUAUGGCCGAGCAAUGUCUCAGUCUCGCAUUAGAGGGCCUUGAGAAACUAAGAACCAAGUCCAAGCUCCCGUCGGCUCCACUUCCGAUGGUGAAAAGAGUGUGUGGAUGGCUGAAAAGAAGAAGGAAGUCGACCGGGAAGCCUUCAAGAUAUUUUGCUUCAAGGCAAAAGCCGCCGUGGGACAGGAGCAACAUAAACAAGGGUUGGAAUGGGUUGAGAAAGCAAGACCACUUCUGACCACGCUCGUCACUGAGGUAUCUGUGCUUGCCAGGAUGUGCUACAACUUUGGCUGUGAUGCAGUUAAGAGUAAGAUGCCGGAACAUGCAGUGGAAUGGUUGAGGACAAGCUUUGAGCUGGGGAAAGAGUGCCAUGACUUGGACAACAAAUUACAGGCAAGAACCCUACGUCUUCUUGCCAAUGCCUACUUGGACUGGGACGCUAAGGAGUACUGUCAGAAGGCCUUGAAUGCUGUUAGUCUGGCUAAUGCUGAGUACAUCCACCCAUUUGGACUCCACCUCAAGGUCAAGAUUCUUCUGCUUGGAGACAGCGUUGAUAACAAAAUGUUACAAGCAGCUAUGGAAGAAGCCAUCCUCCAUCAGGAUCUAUCUGUGGACCUCGCAGCGGAAACUGUCAAACUAUUGGCAAAGCAUGAAAAAACUGAUUUAUCUCAGACGGCGUGCCGACGUCUGACAAGCCGCUUCGCAGGAUCCCCCAAUGUUGGUAAACUGCUGGUGCUGCAGCUGGAGCUCCUGACAAGGAACAAAAGACACCAGCAAGCCAGGAACCUAGUGGAAGAAAUCAUUGCAGAUUAUCGAAGCAAGCUAGAUGGCCCAGUCCUGAGGCAGCUCCAUACGCUACUCUGGGAACAAGCUGCAGCAGCUUUUGAGAGUAGUGACUUCACAGAAGCCAUCGUGUGGUACAACUACUCCCUGAGUCUUUUAACUGAGAACGCCGACAUGGAGAAGCCCAACAUCGCCAAACUCCAGCGCAACAGGGCAUCUUCUUACAUCAACCUGCAGCAGUUUCAAAAGGCCGAAGAAGCCAUGAGGGAAGCUGAAAAAUGUGACCCCAGCAACCUCUACACCUACUACCUGUGGUUCAAGGUUGCAAUACACAAGGGAGAUAAUGAUGGAGCUGUAGCAGCCUUGCAGAAACUGGGAUCUGUUGCCUCGGAUGUAAAGGAGGAGGGCCCCUGUAACGAGGAGAAAGAGGAGGACAUUCAUAGUCUUAUCUCGUUGGCAGCGCAACUAGCAUUUGAGCGGAGUAAUCGCAAGGUUGCCAUUUCAGCUCUGGAAAGCCUUGUGAAAUAUUCUUCGGAUGUGCAGCAGAUCCUGACGUGCUUCAGAUGCCUAACAAGAUUGAGGUUGACUCUAUCCGGAGAGAGUUCAGAUCCAGUAAUGGAAGCAAAUGCCGUAGCAUCAUACGUAGAAUCAGUUCUAGUUCAGCUGAAUAGCAUUGCUGUGAAGGAACCCAAGUCUACCGGUGAGAAGGACAUGCUUAACAAUGAAGCAGCAUGGUUCAUGAAAGUAGCAUGGAAUAUGGCCAUUGAGCAUUCCACUGUGAGCAGACUCACACACCUCUUCUUUGCUAAGUGUAGUCAGUUCUGUGAGCUUCUUUCCAACGAUGCCAGCAAUCUAGGAAGACAAAAGACAUGCCUUGUGAUGGCUGCUGCUGCUAGUCUUCAGAUGGCUAGAGAAGCACAGGAAGAAGAUGAUAAGCGAGUAUCUUUAGAGAAGGUGCUGGAACAUGUAUAUUCAUGUCAGAAUGUGUGCUCUCAACUACAUGGUGAUGGCUCGGGAGACGGUGAGAACAGGGACAGAGCCUAUUCCAUGCUGCUGCUCUAUGAGUUUGAGGCCUUGGCGAAGCUGGGACGACCCUCGGAACUGGACCAGCUUCUGAAGCAAGUCCUUUCAUCGCCCGACUAUGACAUCAAGACCAUCGAAACUCUGGCAGUUCUUGCCAUGGAGCCACCUGCCCAUUACAAACAGCAGAGUAAGAAGCUCCUCCAUGCUGCCAUUAAGAAACACAUGAGCUCAAAGGAUAUUGACAUCAAAACAUGCAGUAAAACCCUUCACAAUGCUAUCAGACUGUGCCUGGUUGAGGGUAGCAGUCCUGGUACGGCAGGCAGGGAGGAGGCGUGGCAUCUUUAUCAGGUGGCUAUCAAGCUCCUUCAAGCAGAAGAGAAAGACACAUAUCCAGAAAUGGAGAUUGUAUGGUUGAUGACAAAGGCAUGGAACACUGGAAUUUACUCAUUCAGUUCUGGUCAGUACAGCGUGGCAGAUGUCUGGUGUUCUUUGGGUAUGGAUCUAAUGUCACAUCUCUCCGCACUCAAGGUCAACUAUGAAGAAAAGAUGAAGUCAUUGUUUGCAGAAAUUCAGUCCAAGAUAAGUGAUUCUAAGCUGAAAGAGAGCUUAGAAGAAUGAAAUACGCAGGGUGUUCCCUCAUCCAAGUCUCUCAUGAAACCCAUUGACAACUGGAACCAGUUGCCUCCUGUGUUAAGCCUAUGAGAAUGAGAGGAUUCAGUUGUCAGCCGGUUAACAAGCCUCUGUUUGUCAAUUCAUCGUCAUCUAUUUCAGCAAGAAUUUGUUUAGAUUUAAAAAACAACAAUACUAGUAGAGGUACACAGUAAAGCCCAUUCACCAUGUUGCCAAGUGCUCCCCCCCCCCACCCCCUACCCCCUACCCCCCUCCCCUCCAGAAGUUGUAUUAUCAAAUUUAUUUUCUUUAGGUGAUCAAUUUCUAUUUCAUUUUUAUUGUCCAAUGGGAAUUCGCUUUUGCCCACAUUUCACAUACAACUUUACUUAAUUUGAUGUACCUAGAUACAGGGUUUAGAUAGAUAUCAUAACAUGAUAAAACAAAAAUAUUCAGUAUUUUCUGUGACUUGAAUUAGGGGGGGGGAUGUGCUAUGUGACUUGCCAAACAAGAUAUUGAAAGUAGUAGACUGUAAUGAUUCUUUUUUCAAUGCCAGUGUGUUUAAAUAAUAAGGUUUAUUUAAUAUAUAUAUAUAUAUCUUAUUGACUCCUUACCAUUGUUCUGUAGUGACUCCCAUUUUUUGUAACUUCUGUUUUCCUGCAUAUAUUUAAUACAGUGUGUUUCUAAAGAAAAAAGUAGAAACAAGGAAAGAUUCAUUCAUUCUCUUUAUAUGAUGCGAAACUUGAUUUAGUUGUAAUGACGAUGCAAAAUAUAAACACAAGGUAUAAAGACAACAAAACAAAAAACAAUGAUAAGUAUUCCUUUGUUCAUCAUUACAUUCCAUUUGUCCCCAUUUCUCUGUCUGUCCAUGCAAAUAAAGCAGAAACGUGCUCAGCGAAUAGCAUUUCAUGGUAUUGAUCAAAACUCUCAUGCACUAAUUAAUUUGGAUUAUGCUCAUUUAAAAUGUUAUCAUAGUUUUAUGGUCCCAAGCCCUAUCAUCACAAAUGGCGUUUCAUAAUGAAAGAGGAUCUUUUUUUUCUUUCUAAUGAUUUGUGUCUCUUGUUUAUCAAGUGAUGUUUAUUCAACAAGAAGUUGCUGGGGAAAGGAGGGUUUCCUUUUUUUUUAAAGAGAGGUGAUAUUGGUAUCUAGCAAAUUUUCUUCUGUUUCUGUAUUUUAAACAAAAUGACAAUGUUCAUACACGACAUGUUAAAACCACAUUGACAUAACUGCCGUGGCAUAAGGAAAUGCAAAUUUAUUCAAAUAAAGUGAAUUUGACAUUAGGCCAUUAAAAAAACUUUACAUGUUUAGCGUACCCGC